GCCAUAUAAGCUCUGUAGUAAGUAUAAGGCCCCUUAAAAACAUUAUUUUGUAUCCUUGUAUCUGGUUUUUUUACUUUCACUUUUCAUUUCCUCCUCUCUAUUUUCCCCUUCUGCUACAUCUCUCCUUAUCUCUUCCACCAUAUUUGUAAAGUCUAGUUUGCUGUCCUGUGCAAAUACUCGGUCCCUUUCCUUCCUUCUCUUCUUUUCCGGUGUGUCUCCCCCUGCUUUCUCCCUUUCCCUUCUCUGUUCUUCCUUUCUUCGCUCUGUGGAUUCCCCAUCCCCAGUCUCUCUGGAUGAAUUCAUCUCCUUCCAGCCUCUCUCACAUACUCUCCUACUGCCCUUCCCCAAACCACUUUUGCCCAUGCACAUGCCUGCUUGAUUCACCUCCCCCCCUCCAAAUCAUCUCUCCCUCCUACACGCUUCCCACCCAGGCACAUGCAAAAUUCCUUAUCAAAGGUUCCCCCCCCCGAAGCAGCUAAAAGCUCUCCCCACAACACAUGCAACCUCCCCCCAUCCCCGCUCGCAUGCACAUACAUGUAGGCUCCUCUCUGCACUUCCCAAAAUAUGUAGCCCCCACCCCGCUUUCAGAUGGGGUCCCCUCUCUCCAGCUCCCCAGUGCCCAGGGUUCUCUCAUCUCUUGCUCCUGACCGAGUUCCCUCUCUGCCCCCCCAUCCUUCUCUGCCACAAACUCCCCCCAUCCCCCGGGUUGAUCGUCCUGCGAAUUACAGGGCAGCUCCCCCCGUUCCUCUUUGGCUGGUUGCAGGAGGGGGCUCCUCCUCCCUCAGGCAGGACCCGCCUCCGAGCUGCAGGUGGCUGCUGAGAACAGGAAGUUGCCACUGUUCAUCUAGUUAAUUUCACACUCGUGUCACUAAGGUGCUGUGUGACGGGGCUAGGAGCGGGGAAUCUCAGCCUGGGAUCACUCACCCAUCACACAGACAGCUGGGGACUCCUCACCUCACCAUCCCAUUCCGGAUUAUUCAUACAGACCAGAGCGGACCUUGCUUUAAAAGUGCAGCUGCCUGAGCUGAGAGGUGAUAACAGGAGCUCGGGAGAUUUUUUUUCUUUUUCUUUUUAAACUCCCGUUUCCUCUUAUACUUCGAAGGAUCUUGGGGUUUUUUUGGUGGGCGUGAAAUUUACAGCUUUCCAGCCAGGGAGGUGUCCAUUUUUGCCCCCAUCUCCUCUCCCUGUUAAUAAGAGCAGGACUUGGCCAGGCGACACAGAUGACUUCCACCCAUAAGGAUCCGGAGUUGGACUUACAGCAGGGGGACCAUGACCCAGAUCGAAACGUCAGCUCGCAGGAGGAAUUCGACUUUUCGAUAUUAUUCGAUUAUGAUUAUGAUUACUUGAAGUGUACAGAAGAAGAAUCGACUCCUUCACAUAAAACCAACAGCCCACCCACUGGAGUUACAUACCCUCAUGAUGAUGUCUUGGACUAUGGCCUCAAGCCAUACAGCCCCCUGGCUUUUCCUAGUCUUUCUGCAGAUCACAUGGGCAGAUAUGGACAGCCAGAUAGCAUAGGGUCAAAAUGCAACUUGGACCCUGUAAAGCCUGGGGCCUCUGCUUUGAGCCCUAGGAUUGAGAUCACUCCAUCCAAUGAACUGACUAAUUCAAGGGUUCCCUUGCACAGCAGAGACACAGAUCUUUUGGUAGAACAUCAGUCCAACUCAGCCACCGCUAGCCCAAGGUUUACACUGCCUGUCCCUGGCCAUGAGGGCUACAGAGAACCGCUGUGUUUGAGCCCAGCUAGUAGCGGCUCAUCUGCAAGUUUCAUUUCAGAGACAAAUUUCUCUCCUUACACAUCACCAUGUGUUUCACCAAAUAAUGGCCCUAGUGAUGACCUUUGUCCACAGUUUCAAAACAUCCAUACUCAUUAUUCCCCUAGAACCUCGCCAAUAAUGUCACCACGAACAAGCAUCACAGAGGAUACCUGCUUGGGACCACAUUCACCAUCACCCCGUCCCAACUCAAGGUCGUCAUCACCAGGUGCAAAACGGAGGUACUCUUGCACUGAGCUCUGCAACACUCAGCCGCCUUCCACUUCUCCACGACAGUCAAGGACCCCUUCUCCACAAGCCUCUCCUCACAUCCCGUUGAGAGAAGACAGCUCUUUGCUCACUUACACCCAGUUGCCCAGCUCUUCUAGUCUCAUGGAUGCUAUGAACAACCUUAGCACAGAUCCUCCCUGUGGUGUUCCCAUGAAAAUUUGGAAAACCAGCCCUGAUCCCCCAUCAGUGCCUUCCCACAAAAACAGCAUUCCAUGUCACGUCUUUCAGACUGUUGAUUACCUUGGGCCUUGUGAUCAGGAAGACAGGAGAAACUCAGCACCUGAAUCCAUUUUGUUAGUACCUCCGUCUUGGCCAAAGCAGCUGGUGCCUGCAAUUCCCAUCUGCAGCGUACCUGUUGCAUCCCUCCCACCUCUUGAGUGGCCACUCUCCAAUCAGUCUGGCUCUUAUGAAUUGUGCAUUGAAGUGCAGCCAAAACCUCACCAUCGGGCACACUAUGAAACAGAGGGGAGUCGAGGGGCAGUCAAAGCACCAACGGGGAGCCAUCCUGUGGUCCAGCUUCAUGGUUACAUGGAGAACAAACCCCUGGGUCUUCAGAUCUUCAUUGGGACAGCCGAUGAACGGAUACUUAAACCUCAUGCUUUCUAUCAAGUCCAUCGCAUUACGGGCAAAACUGUUACCACCACCAGCUAUGAGAAAAUCAUAGGCAACACCAAAGUUCUAGAGAUCCCCCUGGAGCCCAAAAACAACAUGAGAGCAACCAUUGACUGUGCAGGGAUUUUGAAGCUGAGGAACGCGGACAUCGAACUGCGGAAGGGGGAGACGGACAUUGGUAGGAAGAACACCAGGGUGCGGCUUGUCUUCCGUGUGCACAUCCCUGAAUCCAGUGGCAAAAUAGUCUCUUUGCAAACGGCAUCUAAUCCCAUCGAAUGCUCCCAAAGAUCUGCUCAUGAGCUUCCAAUGGUUGAAAGACAAGAUAUUGAGAGCUGCCUAGUUUACGGUGGACAGCAGAUGAUCCUGUCUGGUCAGAAUUUCACAGCAGAGUCUAAAGUUGUAUUCACUGAGAAGACAUCAGAUGGUCAGCAGAUCUGGGAGAUGGAGGCGACAGUGGAUAAAGAUAAGAGCCAACCUAGCAUGCUUUUUGUAGAGAUACCAGAGUAUCGGAACAAGCACAUCCGUACACCUGUGAAGGUGAAUUUCUAUGUCAUCAAUGGGAAAAGAAAAAGAAGUCAGCCACAGCAUUUUACCUAUCACCCAGUACCAUCAAUCAAAACAGAGCCCAUUGAUGACUAUGAUCCAGCUUUAAUCUGCAAUACAGUACACAGUGGUCUGGGAACAGUAACACAGCCUUACUAUUCACAGCACACAAUGGUCACCGAAUCCCCUUCCUGUCUUGUGGCCACUAUGGCUUCCUGCCAGCAGUUGCAUUCAGGCCUGUCUUCUACUGAUUCUCGAUAUCAUCAGCAGAACCCAGCAGCUGUAAUAUACCAAAGAAGCAAAAGUCUCAGUCCUAGCCAACUAGGCUACCAGCAGUCCAGUUUGAUGGCCACACAGGUUUCCAUUUCAGAUGCACACAGGUCAGUGCUGGUGCAUGCUGGUUCCCCAGGCCAAACCUCAGCUGUGCUCCACCACUCUCCAGCCAGUCAACAAUCUUCUCCCGUGAUUCACUAUUCUCCAACCAAUCAGCAGCUGAGGUGUGGAAGCCAUCAAGAAUUCCAGCAUAUCAUGUGCUGUGAAAAUUUUACCUCUAAUGUAGCAAGACCCAGCCAGCCUCAGGUCAGUCAAGCACAAAGGAUAACUCCAAGUUCAUAUCCUACCGUGAUUCAGCAGCAGACAGCCACCAGCCAGAGAGCAGCAAAAAAUGGACCACCCGUUAGUGAUCAGAAAGAAGUGUUACCAGCCGGAGUCACUAUUAAACAGGAACAGAACCUGGACCAAGCAUAUCUGGAUGAUGAGCUGAUAGAUACACACCUUAGCUGGAUACAAAACAUUAUAUGAAACAGAAUGACUGUGAUCUUUGAUCCAAGCAAUCAAAGUAAAAGUUAAUGAAAUUAUCAGGAAGGAGUUUUCUGGACUCCCUGCCAGAAAUCAGACAUAGAAGAAGAGAUUUGUGAGACAACUUUUACUGA
Molecule: messenger RNA, 4132 nt
Organism: Gopherus evgoodei (Goodes thornscrub tortoise)
Lineage: Eukaryota; Metazoa; Chordata; Testudines; Testudinidae
Gene: NFATC2
Product: nuclear factor of activated T cells 2
Exons: 11
Coding region: 1221-4001 (926 amino acids)
Biological process (GO): regulation of transcription by RNA polymerase II; cytokine production; calcineurin-NFAT signaling cascade
Cellular component (GO): transcription regulator complex
Molecular function (GO): DNA-binding transcription factor activity, RNA polymerase II-specific; RNA polymerase II cis-regulatory region sequence-specific DNA binding; transcription factor binding
Source: RefSeq, a predicted model, not a curated record